AUGUCGGAUAAUCAGGACCCUAACACCAAAGACGGCAAGGCCGCACCCUCAAUCCUCACCUCGAAAUUCGCCAAGCUCAAUCCGUUCUCCAAGACCGGUGCGGCCGACCCCGAGGGCGGAGGAGAUAACCUUGGUGAAGAGGUUGAGUUCGACUCGAUCGCCGGAGGUGGACAUGCAGCACGUCGCACCAAGAUCACCAAGUCCGAGCUUCGAGUGAGCCAUGCACUGCGCAAGUUUCUGGUCGACCAAAACGUCAUCUCCCCCGCCGACGCUCAGCUCGAUGACCAGCAGGCGUCGAGCUCGCAAGCCCUCAAGGCAUUCGUCGACAAAUCGCACAUUGACGUGCCCGACUACGUCCGCGAUCGCAGCCGGCCCUUGAGCGAGUACUUUGUCAGUUCGUCGCAUAAUACGUAUCUGCUCGCGCACCAGCUGUACGGCAGUUCGUCGGCGGUGGCGUACGAGCACGUGCUGAUCACGGGGGCGAGGUGCGUAGAGAUCGAUGCGUGGGACAACGAAAACGAUCCGUUGGAGCCCAAAGUCACGCACGGCUACACGCUCGCUUCGCACAUCCCCUUUCGCUCCGUCUGCGAGACCAUGAAGCAGGCCAUCCAGAAAGAAGAAGCCGAGGCACAGCGAGAUCAGAGCUUCAAGGUCGCUCCUGUUCUGCUCUCACUCGAAAACCACUGCGGACACGCCGGGCAGAAGAGACUCGUCGAGAUCAUGCAUGAAGUGUGGGGCGACUUGCUCAUCUCCGGUCCCGUCGAAAAAGGUCAGCCCGCUAGUGAGCAUACCGCUCUUGACCAUCUCGGCGCAAAGAUCGCCGUCAUGGUCGAGUUCCACCCGUCCAGUCAACCACCCGUCGAGGAGGCGCACGACGACGACGAUGCCGAAGAAGCCGAGAACAAGGCCAAGCGAAACGAGGCCAAGAAGGCAGGCAUCAUUCCCGAGCUGUGCGCGCUCGGCGUCUAUGCGCAAUCCGUCAAGCCGACCAACGACUCGUGGUACACCUCGACGCUGACCAACGGCCCGCACGACCACCUGAUCAACAUCUCUGAAACCGGCCUGCUUGAGCUGCUCCCCAAACACGGUACCGCCAUCAAAAAGCACAACGCCGAACACCUUAUGCGUGUCUACCCCAAGGGCACACGCAUCAGUUCCAAGAACCUGAACCCGGUGCCCUUCUGGGGGGUCGGCGCGCAAGUGUGCGCGCUCAACUGGCAAACCUUCGACCACAGCGUGCAGCUCAACGAGGCGCUGUUUUCCGGGUCGGACGGGUACGUGCUCAAGCCGCCCGGUCUGCGCAUCGGCGGGGACGGCAACACGUCGCUCGGCAAGCACAAGUUGACGCUGCACGUCGCGGGCGCCACAGACCUGCCGCUGCCCAAGGGCAGAGAAGCCGACGACAUCCGCCCCUACGUGACGUGCACGCUGAUCCUGCCGUCGGACCUGGAUUCGGACCCGCCCAAGAAAAAGACCGCCGCGUACAAGCAGCACAAGCUCGGUCUGGUCCACAAGGGCGAACAACCCACCCCGACCGACGCCCUCUGGAACGAAACGCUCGAAUGGACCUUCGACCACGACGAGCUCGCAUUCGUCCGCAUCCUCAUCAAGAGCGACGACAAGUUUGCCCGAAACCCGCUGUUCGCCGUCGCCGCCGUAAGACUCGUCUACGCUGCCAAGGGCUGGAGAUUCAUCAGGCUGCUCGAUCUCAAAGGUAGAGAAACCCACUCGACGCUAUUGGUCAAGUUUGACCUGGAGAAGCUCUAG
Sporisorium graminicola is the source of this 1767-nucleotide messenger RNA. RefSeq lists its product as uncharacterized. Gene Ontology annotation, molecular function: phosphatidylinositol-4,5-bisphosphate phospholipase C activity. The transcript has a single exon. The record is from RefSeq and is a predicted model, not a curated record. Gene Ontology annotation, biological process: lipid metabolic process; phosphatidylinositol-mediated signaling. NCBI's taxonomy places the organism in Eukaryota, Fungi, Basidiomycota, Ustilaginomycetes, Ustilaginales, Ustilaginaceae. The coding region runs from base 1 to 1767 and encodes 588 amino acids.